Trichomycterus rosablanca is the source of this 5308-nucleotide messenger RNA. RefSeq names its product dishevelled segment polarity protein 1a (gene dvl1a). The coding region runs from base 107 to 2296 and encodes 729 amino acids. The record is from RefSeq and is a predicted model, not a curated record. The transcript has 15 exons. NCBI's taxonomy places the organism in Eukaryota, Metazoa, Chordata, Actinopteri, Siluriformes, Trichomycteridae. Gene Ontology annotation, biological process: intracellular signal transduction; canonical Wnt signaling pathway. Gene Ontology annotation, molecular function: frizzled binding. Gene Ontology annotation, cellular component: cytosol.
CAUGUCGCCAUUGUAGCAGCGCACUUGUUUAUCGCUCGUUUCUACACCUUCCUGACGGUUAUUUUCCAGCUGCAGGACUGUCAAUGAUUGUCGUAGACGGGCGCUCAUGGCGGAGACCAAGAUCAUCUAUCACAUCGAUGAGGAAGAAACUCCUUAUUUAGUGAAGCUCGCCGUUUCUCCCGAUAAAGUCACACUAGCCGAUUUCAAAAAUGUCCUCAGCAAUCGACCUGUCAAUAGCUACAAGUUCUUCUUCAAGUCUAUGGAUCAGGAUUUCGGGGUGGUCAAAGAGGAGAUAUCAGACGAUAACGCCAAGCUGCCUUGCUUCAACGGAAGAGUGGUUUCAUGGUUGGUGCUGACUGAAGGCUCACACUCAGAUGGCGGAUCUCAUUGCCCGGAGAGCCACAGUGAGCUGCCACCCCCGCUGGAGCGAACAGGAGGCAUCGGAGACUCCAGACCUCCCUCCUUUCAUGCCAAUGCCGUGAGCAGUCGGGAUGGACUGGACACAGAAACAGGAACAGAGUCCCUUGUGAGCCAGCGCAGGGAGCGGGAGCGAAGCCGCAGGGCACGAGACAACAAAUUCGCUCGGGUGAACGGACAUACGAAAGCCGAGCGUGCCAAUCGGGACUCGGCAAUGGGUUACGACAGCACCUCCAUGAUGAGCAGCGAGCUGGAGUCCAGCUCCUUUAUCGACAGUGAGGAUGAUGAGGAUGCCAGCAGACUCAGCAGUUCUACUGAACAGAGCACUUCAUCCCACCUCAUGCGCAGACACAAGCGCCGACGAAGGAGACAGAAAGUGGCUAAAAUGGACAGGUCUUCGUCUUUCAGCAGCAUCACAGACUCCACCAUGAGCCUGAACAUUAUCACGGUCACACUUAACAUGGAGAAGUAUAACUUCCUCGGCAUCAGCAUAGUGGGACAGAGUAAUGACCGGGGAGAUGGAGGCAUCUAUAUCGGCUCUAUAAUGAAAGGUGGUGCCGUAGCAGCUGAUGGACGGAUUGAACCGGGAGACAUGCUGUUACAGGUGAACGAUGUGAAUUUUGAGAACAUGAGCAACGAUGAUGCAGUGAGGAUUCUGCGGGAAAUUGUAUCUAAACCAGGACCUAUAAGUCUGACUGUGGCUAAGUGCUGGGACCCGUCUCCUCGGAGCUACUUCACGAUUCCCAGAGCUGAACCUGUCAGACCCAUUGAUCCAGCUGCCUGGAUUUCUCACACUACAGCGAUGACUGGGACAUUUCCACACUACGAGCUGGACGACUUGCCUUUAUCCGUCAGUAAGACAGAAAUGUCCACCGUCGUGAAGGUGAUGCAGUUGCCUGAUUCAGGGCUUGAGAUUAGAGACAGAAUGUGGCUGAAGAUCACCAUAGCAAAUGCUGUCAUUGGUGCUGAUGUGGUGGACUGGCUGUAUUCACGGGUGGAGGGCUUUAAGGACCGGCGCGAUGCUCGGAAAUACGCCAGCAAUUUGCUAAAACACGGCUACCUAAGACACACCGUCAAUAAAAUAACCUUCUCUGAACAGUGCUACUACACUUUUGGAGAUCUGUGCCAAAACAUGGCCUCUCUGAACCUCAAUGAGGGUGGAUCUAGUGGUGGUGGUUCGGAGCAGGACGCUCUCGCCCCUCUGCCUCCAGCGGGCACCAACCCAUGGCCCACCGGUGGACAGCCGUACCCGUAUCCAGGCUACCCAAACCCACCGCCAGGCUUUCCUCCAGGAUACUCAGAGCCCUGCCACAGUUUUCACAGUGGCAGUGCCGGCAGCCAGCAAAGUGAAGGCAGUAAAAGUAGUGGCUCAAACCCCAGUGCGGGUAAAGGACGAAGGGCUUCCCCUAGAGAGAAGGACCCUAGGUCGACAUGCUGCGCGGUCACAGAGUCAGAACAAGGCACAUGGCCUGGCAUUUCAGGCCAGAGAGCAGCCAGUCAGUUGAGUCAUCACAGCCACAACCAUUCUUGUGUCAGUCACACUUGCUCCGGGCACAGCAGAGCUACAUCCCACAGGAGUCACAGUGUAUCCCAAAAGAGCCAUGCCUCUUUCUCCUACACCCAUGCCCCCUUCACUCAGCCUGGUCAUGCAUCCUGUGCUCACAGCGAGAGGAGCCACGCAUCCUCGUACGGCCCCCCAGGCCUUCCCCCUCCCUACUGCCUGGCACGGUUAGCACCAAGAACCACUGUAAGCAGCGGCCCUCCCGGAGCUCCACCAGUGCGCGAGUUAGCAAAUGUUCCUCCAGAGCUCACAGCUAGUCGGCAAUCCUUUCAGCACGCUAUGGGCAAUCCAUGUGAGUUUUUUGUUGAUAUUAUGUGACAGGACAGUGCCUUCCAGUUUCAGAGCACAAAACCCUAAACUCCCCCUGCUCCUUUAAAAUUCUUGCUACUGACUAUCCCAGCACUGAGAAUGUAAGUAAAUGUAUCCACCAUCAUCCCUCCAACAUGGUAAAGAUCAAUAAAAGACACUAAAAACAGCACAGCACUCUCCACUGGCACUACAAAUGCUUAGAUAUAAGUAAUUGUGGAGGUUCAGCCUACAGGUGGGCGAUAUGACAAUAUAUCAUUAUUAAAGCAAAUUAAAUCAGCUGUAUUAGAGCAAUUAUAUACUUUAAAUAUGCAUUUUCAUUCAUCGUUCCCACUUAACUUCCUUAUUGUUAAAUCUUCAGAUGUAUUUUGUUGGGUUUAUACCAGGAGCCACAAAAAAAGUAUAGUUUGUCUGUUGUGAGAAACAAAAUAUAACCUGAACUAAAACCUCUUCAAGAAAAAAUAAAUUAUUUGUUUGUGGCUUUACAAAGUGCUGUAUUAUGUAUAAUAUUUAGUAGUACAAACAAAAUCCCUUUUUUAACUUUCAAAGGAUGACAACAGUUAUCCAAAGAUAACAUAAAUAUACAAGAUCCAUGUAUUAUUUUCUAAAAAAUGAACAUGUAGACACAACAUGUAGAAUAUGCAGACACAACAAAGUAGAAUGCAACAUAACAAAUGCUUUAUGAGUAAACGAGAAUAAUUAAAAAUAUAUAUAGUUUUAUUGCCCUUUGAGUGCAUUGUUAUGUGAAUGUUUUUGCCAUAUCGCCCACCUCUGCUACAGCCUGGUGUGUAGCUCCAUUAAUGUAUACUGAGUAUAGAUAAUCAUUAGGGCUAAAAGCCCAGGUUCAAACUCACAGCUGGACAUUGGUGACUAAUCUGCUUAGAAAUAACAUGAGAAAGAUUAAAAAAAGAUACAAGCCAAUUUUACUAAAAAUAAUUGCCAAACUAUGGGGCACAUUGUGUCUCUGUUUUUUAACCUGCCUCUCUGUGUUAUAUUGGCACUUAAUGUAAGAGCUAAAACUGCAUGACUAGAAAGUUUCCUUUUAAAAGUCUUUGUAAAUGUCUGACAGUAAUGAUCCAUGAGUGAGAAAUUAGAUUUUUGUUAAUUGAAUUUGAAAUGUUCAUUGCGUAUUUUCCACUGACAAUCAGUCUGACUGUUGUAAUUAAUGCCGAAUGUAGAGGUGAUGUGAGUCAGUGAAUGCAAAGUGAGAAGAGAAGGCUGAUCACAACUCAGUUCUGUCAAAUCCCUUAGUACACCCCUAACACUAAUGACUGGGCCUGUGUGAAUUUCUUUUCAGUUUUGGGUGGUUUACUGAUUUCAUUUGGGUUCCCUGCACAGCUCUGGACGUGUGUCCAAAAUAUACCUUUGGGUGGCGAGCAGAUAUGCUUGACGUAUAAAGUGCAACCUUUUCAUCUAUCCACUACAGUUCAAGGCACAUGUAUGAAGGACAUGUUUGCAUAACAAUGCUGCUGAGCAAUUAUUCAUAUUAGGAUCAUUAUGUAAGAAAGUAAACUUUAAAAUGAGUGUUCAUAUUUCUACCAUUAGGGUAGUACUAACCGAAUGAUUUAUAGUAUUAUGUCUUUUCUGUUUCACCUUAAGAGUGUUCAGAAUGAAAAUGAAAUGAAACAUGUUGGGGAGGGUCCUGCUCCAUCAAGCUUAAAGUUAACACUGUAUUUCACCAAAAGAACAUCAAAGCGAAGUCAAGCAUUUUGGUAUUUUAUUAAUGGUGUGUGAAUGCUUUGCUGCUUUAAUGCCUGGGCAACUUGGCAAAAUUAAUGGAACCGUCAUCAAUUGCUGAUCCAAAUAUCAGGCACAAUUUUGUUAUGCAACAACACAAUUAUCCAAAUCACCAGAGAAAGAAAAAUCACUUCUAAUUGGUUCAAAAGAAACAUAAGUGAGGUUUGAAGAAACAAGUAUGCAUAAUUUUGUUAUUAAUAAGUCUAGUUUAAAACAUUUUAGGGAGAUAAUUAGAAAUAUUUGCAUGUAUUAUUUUAUAUGGGAUUCAUUGUAAUUUUUUAUACAUAAGACCCCAGCACUAAAAGUGAAAUCCUAACAGGGUAAAAACGAAGUAGGAGCAAGGCGAAAACAAGAACCAAAUCAAAAAAGAUUUACACUUUUAUUUUAUUUUAUUUUAUUUUAUUCAUCCACUUUACAUGUCACCAGUAUUUCAGUUAUUACCAUUAAGUUUUUUUUUUUAUCGAAUAAUACAUUCAUGCAUAAUUAUGCUUUUAUCUGCUUUUGUUUUAUAAAUGGCUUUGGAGAUAAAUCUGUUUUUGUUACAUUUAGUAACAUAAAAAAGCAGGUACUGGUCAGUGCUGAAAUCUCACUGGCUCAAAGUAAACUACAUGAAGAUUUGCUUCUGAAAUUUACACUGAAAAUUUGCAAUACUAUUCAUUUGAUUUUACAUGCGAUGUUUUGCUUAUUAAAACCUGGUGUGACUGAGGCUUGAGACUCGACAGGGAGCAUAAAUGUAAAAUGACUGAUGACAUUUUCUCUUUUGUACUAUCAACCAGUCUUUAAUUUCAUAAAAUGCAUGAACAAUAAUGCAUUACUUAAAUGACUAGUAAUGAAACUGGAAACACUGACUCCUGUAUUAUAACUAACUACUGUUUUAUGUAAUUACACCCAUUUAAAUUAAAUAAAUAAAACAAAUCAGUUGUACAGAAUGAGAAGGACUUUGGCAGACAUUGAGCUGUGUUGAGCUUUUUUAGGAGAUUGUUUUAACAUGGAGGAAAGGACUUUUGUUAUUGUGGUGAUGUUUUCUGGUAAAGUGGUGAAAUGUUAAACAGGCGUUGUGUUUGUUAUAAGUGUUGUCCCCACUGCAGCAGUAAACCGGCUCAGCAUUUUUAUUUCAAAUCUUAAAGCACUUUUGAAGUAAUUUCUGGCCCUUUAGUAUCAAACACUGUUUAUGAUGGAAGCUGUUGGCUUUAUUUCUUCGAAGAGAGAGGAAGAACAAAUUGUACAUAUGAAAAAUUAUAUAUUAUAUAACAUUGAAAAAAAUAAAUAAAAAAUAUAUGACUCAAA